GUUUUUUGAUCCCAGAAGCUUCCUUUGAGAUAAUUUCUUUCUCCACCGCCAUUUACCCUAAUAUAUUUCCUGUAAGGUAUUGGGGCUGCUAAUCGCUCUCGAGACAGUUGGCAGCUCUCCCCCGUGGAACUAAAUAAACACCUAAGUCUCCUAUUAAAGAAGCGUGUGUCCUGAGGCUCAAGGGAGGCAUACUUAAAGUCAGGACUGUUAGCAGGUAUGAUUAUUUAGGCCGGGGUUGUAUGGAGAGUCAUGCCACAUUCAUGCUUUAAUAUUUUUGUUUUCUUUCAGGGAACGAUGAGCACCCCCAACACGAGCGGCGCCCCCAGGUGGAAGGGAAUCAUGAAACACAGAAUGAUUCAGGGGAAUUUUAUCGCCAUUGUUCUUAUUUCUGCUUUUUUAUUAAUCUUUAUGUUUGUAAAACACAAAGACAUCGGACGUUUGCUAAAUAAUUUUCCCCAAUUACCAACCGCCCCUCCAUCUCCCCCUCCUGUCAGGGAAUCAGUCAACCUCACCGACGGAGUGUACACUUAUCACCUGGACUUGUCCCGAUUCCAGUCUGAGUUCCCCUAUCUGCAGAACUACGAGUGCUCACUCAACCUCACCCCGCGGGGGCAGCUUGAGGACAAGACCGGUCAACCUCUGCUCAUCCUGGCUAUUAAAUCCCACCCAUCCUCUGGUAACAGGAGGGGGGCGCUGAGACGGACGUGGGCCAGAGAGGGGGUAGUUGGAGGGUAUGGGGUCAGACCAAUCUUCCUUAUGGGGCAGGGAGGGACACCGGGGCACAUGGAACUGGUGAAGGUGGAGAGUCGAGAGUUUGGAGACAUCCUACAGUGGGACAUCAACGAAGGACAUCACAACCUGUCCCUAAAAGAGCGCUGCUUCCUGGAGUGGCUGCACCACUACGUCCCAUGGGCGGCAUUUAUCUUCAAAGGAGAUGAUGAUGAGUAUGUGAAUCCAGCAGCCGUGGUGCAGUACAUCACCGAACAUGGAUCCUCCCCUCUCACGUUGCACGGCAAUCUUUGGCGCUAUCCUUCUGUUAUGCGCUCCACCAAAUACCGCGUCUCCAAGACUCUCUACCCAUUCCACAGAUAUCCCUCCUUCCUCUCCGGUGGAGGCUUCCUCUUCCCUGGAGCCUCGGUUAAGAUCCUAUACGAAGCCUCCAAGACGAUCCCAGUUUUCCCGUUGGACGAUGUGUAUUUUGGGUUCUUAGCUCUGGCAGGAAACUUAACCUACCGGCACGAUGCCCGGUUCCACGUCCAUGGUUUGGGGUACGAUGCAUGCAAGUACCGGCAAGCUCUGGUGGUCCAUGGGAUUGGCCCAGAACGUCUGGUGACCGUGUGGAAUGGAGUCCAGGAAGCCCAGUGUAAGGCAUGAAAUGACCGCCCUAUUUUUCUCCUCUGGACCUUCUCCGAAUAUCCAGACCUGUGAGUGGAGAUUCCCGUACCGGGCGUCACAAAAACUGCUCCUUUUCUGUGGGACGACGAGCUGAACGAAAAUCUCUGUUAUCGGAAUAAAGCCCCGGUCUACGUGAUCAGAAGACCACGGGAGCCACGUCUGUUGCAGAUACAACUCGCGGGUGUAAACAGGGGUUUGAUUUCUCUUUGGGGUUUAUUCACUAAGGUGUCUUUGACAAAAGACUCUAUCCACUCUUGGACCAGUUCAUCUCUAUGCAUGCUCAGGAGCAAUGUUCCAUCUAAUUUUUCUUAGUUGGCGUGCGCAGAAAAUUUCUCUUGUGCAAAAAGUUUCACAGAGCAAAAAGUUUGUGCGCACAAUAUCCGCGCCGCAUAAAGUUUCAAAAAAAUUAUUAUUUUUUUCUUUUUUUGGGAAAAACUGUUGUGCGCACAAUUUUUGGACAUGUGCGCUCUCUAAAAAAGCUAUGUGCGCACGCACAAACACACAGCUUAGAGGGAACACUGCUCAGGGGGUUAACUACUAAGCUUGUGGGUCAGUUGCUGGCAGAUGUCAUUUGCUAAUUAUUCUUUAAAAAAAGUAAAUUUAAAUUAACAGUUAAAUCACAAA
This is a messenger RNA of Spea bombifrons (plains spadefoot toad), 2019 nucleotides long. Its product is annotated as beta-1,3-galactosyltransferase 5-like. The transcript is spliced from 2 exons. The record is from RefSeq and is a predicted model, not a curated record. The coding region runs from base 250 to 1374 and encodes 374 amino acids. Gene Ontology annotation, molecular function: protein N-acetylglucosaminyltransferase activity. Gene Ontology annotation, cellular component: membrane. Lineage: Eukaryota; Metazoa; Chordata; Amphibia; Anura; Pelobatidae.